CCGCCUCAACUGAUUUCGAUCUGUCAAACUAACGCCGCAUUCUUUGAACCAAAACAAAACACACCGCGAAUUAUUUCAAAUUGCGUGAAAAAGUUUAUUUUGUUGUUGCUCUCGUUGAGAUUUUGUGUUCUCCACUAAAUUAUUGAAUAUUCAGCAUCCAUAGAUCUGCUCCCAAUCGUGUGCGGUUCAGUGAAAAUCGUUCCAGGUUAUGCCCAAGCAAACCACUGCCGCGAAUGCCAGUUGCAGCGGAAAUAUGCGCACCGAUCCAGCCUCAGUCAGCAGUUCCAACUUAACCGGCAGUUCCGGAUCGACCAUGGAACAGCACCCAGAAGCAGCGACCGGGCUGAUAGACAUCGACGGUUACCGGCGAUUGAUGAAAAGCUUUAUGGAUAUGCGUCGAUACCAGACAGCCCUCUUCUGGGCGGAGAAAGUGACUGUUUUGAGCAACUACGACCCGCGGGAUGUGUACUGGCAGGCUCAGUGCAUGUUCCUGCUGCGGGAAUACCAUCGAGCCGCGUACAUAAUCCGUAGCCGAGGAUUGGACAAGCGGAAUCUGCUGUGUCACUAUUUGGCGGCGGAGUGUCUUUCGGAAGCCAAGGAAUACCAGGAGGCGCUGGACAUUUUGAAUUCGGUCGAUUGCGAAGUGCUAGCGAAUAAUUUGGGAGCGGGUAGGAAGGAUGAAUCCACCGUUGGGGAGGAUCCGGUGUUCGAUGAACCCAACAAAAGCGACGUAUUAGCAUCGAUAUACUUCUUGAAAGGAAAGAUCCUGGAAGCCAUGGACAAUCGGAUCCUUGCGAUGGAUUGCUACGUGCAAGCCCUGCAUCGAUCGGUGUACUGUUCGGAAGCAUUGGACGCUUUGGUCCAGCAUGAGAUGCUCAUGGCAUGGGAGGAGAAAGAACUUAUGCAGCACAUCCCCAUGGACCAGCAGUGUUCUGAAGCUGAGAGAAAAAUCCUAAAACGACUAUAUGAAAGUAAGCUUAAAAAGUAUUACGAGUCGAUAGCCCCUCGAACCAACAUCGAGCAAACCCCGAUCGGAACGAUGAGCACAGAUUUGUUGCAUGAACUAACCGAAAAGAUGAAAAAUAGCAAAAACAUCGAAAGUAAUAAAUCGGCUGCGCCAUCCAUACCAAAGUGUUUCACGACCCCGCUUCCGAACAAGAUCAUGUCACCAGCGAAUAAAAUUCUGGACGAAAUCAAAAAUUCUCCCUCCUACUUGAUACAGUCGUCGCUGUCGAGGGCGUCUUCCGUUCUCGGGUCAGGUGGUGGUGGAGGCGGAGGAGGAAGCACAGCCAGGCAGGAAACGCCCUAUCGAAUCAAUCGGCCGAUCAGCAUGAAGAGCCCAUCGGCGAUCAAUCUCCAGAGCUGCGUCGAUCGAUUAGACAAUUGUGUGGAUCUUGUAGUGUCCAAGGCGGAAAAGUACUUCUACAAUUGUGACUACAAAAAAUGCAUGAAGAUCAUCGAUGAAAUUCUCAAACGAGACCCUUACCACAAGCGCAGCCUGACCGUCCAGAUCGGCUGUCUCAUGGAGCUCAAGGACUUCAACAAGCUCUUCUACGUAGCCCAUAAGCUGGUGGAUUUCUAUCCGGAUGAUGCGAUAUCAUGGUACGCCGUCGGGUGCUAUUACGACCUCAUAGGGAAAAGCGAUCCGGCCCGGAGGUAUCUCUCCAAGGCUACGACGUUGGAUCGUCUCUACGGACCGGCAUGGUUGGCCUAUGGGCACUCCUUCGCUAAAGAAAACGAACAUGACCAAGCCAUGGCUGCGUACUUCAAGGCGACCCAGCUGAUGCGCGGAUGUCACUUACCGUUGCUGUACAUCGGCGUAGAAUGUGGACUUACCAAGAAUUUGGAGAUGGCAGAGAAAUUUUUCUAUCAGGCUAUGGCCAUAGCUCCGUUGGAUGUUUACGUACUGCAUGAGCUGGGUGUGCUAAAGUUCGAGUACGAGCUGUACGAAAGUGCCGAAGAAGUGUUCCGAACCACGCUGGACAUGGUGCAGAGUAUGGCCAAGGCGAAUCGGGAACCGAUCUCCAUUCGAUGGGAGCCGUUGCUGAACAACUUGGGGCAUUGUUGUAGGAAGAACAAAAAGUAUGAGGAAGCGCUGGAGUUUCAUAGGCGGGCUUUGUUUUUGAAGCCGUUGAGUGCGUCGACAUACACGGCUAUUGGAUUUGUUCAAUCGUUGAUGGGCAAUCUGGAUGAGGCGGUCGAAUCAUUCCACAAAAGUUUAUCGCUGCGAAGGGACGAUGUUUUCACGACGACAAUUCUGAAGUAUGUGAUAGAAGAUCUCGCCGAAGAGGCACCAUUGCCGUUCUACGGGGAAGGGGAGGAAGGCGAAUUUGAGGAUAAAGAAGAUGGUGGCAAUGAUACGCGAGGAGAUGAUGAUAUGGAUGAGGACGGAAAACCAGUGGUUCCUGGUGGAGACAGCAACGAGGCAGAUGCAGUUCCUGUGCGGCUGAAGUUGAAGUUCGACGAAUAUGACUCGAACGCUUCGCCUGCUAGUGAUACCAGCGUGGAUGACAUGAGUAUGGAUCUGUAAGGUGUUGUCUGGGGUACGAGCUUGGAAGGGUGAGUAUAGUGAGAUUCAAUUGCCGCAUAUUUAUUCUAGAAAAGUUCAAUAUAACUCAUUAAAAUACAAA
Armigeres subalbatus is the source of this 2630-nucleotide messenger RNA. RefSeq names its product cell division cycle protein 16 homolog (gene Cdc16). Gene Ontology annotation, biological process: protein ubiquitination; anaphase-promoting complex-dependent catabolic process; positive regulation of mitotic metaphase/anaphase transition. The record is from RefSeq and is a predicted model, not a curated record. Gene Ontology annotation, molecular function: protein binding. The coding region runs from base 209 to 2530 and encodes 773 amino acids. Lineage: Eukaryota; Metazoa; Arthropoda; Insecta; Diptera; Culicidae. Gene Ontology annotation, cellular component: anaphase-promoting complex; cytoplasm. The transcript has 3 exons.